Rotaria socialis is the source of this 567-nucleotide messenger RNA. The record is from the annotation of a GenBank genome assembly. Lineage: Eukaryota; Metazoa; Rotifera; Eurotatoria; Philodinida; Philodinidae.
AUGGUAAAGAUAAAUAACUUAAAAUCACAUAAAAUAUCUGUAUUACAUUAUUGGAACUUGGGACUUCGUUCGGCCAGAAAAAUUCAUCGAGAUACGAAGAUACCAUUGUCUACUAUUAGUUAUCAAUUGAAAAAACUACGAACUCAAGGCUCUCUGAAACACCGACAGGGUAAUGGUCAAAAAAGUAAGAUUGACACAAAACGCGCUCGAGCGUUAGGUCAAUUUAUUAGACGAAAUAGUGAAGUUACGUUGCAUGAAUUGACUGAAAAAUUACAGAAUCAAUGUGCACUAAUUGUUUCUACUAGCACAAUCUCAUGCCAUUUAAAUCGUCUUGAAUAUGUAAAUUGUUUACCAUUGAAUACUCCAAUGCUAACGGAAGAGCACAAAGAGCGCCGAGUCGAAUGGGCCAAAGAACAUUUAAAUGAUGAUUGGAAAGAUACAAUGUUUACUAAUGAAAACUCCUUUCAAUUGUUUAGAAAUACUAUUCGUCGAUGGUCAAAAUACGCAGCAGAAGAAAAAAAGAAUCCCGAAGAAUCGGCAAAAAGUUCAUGUUUGGGGUUCUAUUAG